CGAGUUCUCAUGAAUUCUCCCAGGAGCGCUUGCUCUUCCUCUUCCUGUUAGCGGCGUGAGGUGACCUGUGAAAAUGGUUCGCUACUCUCUCGACCCAGAAAACCCUACAAAAUCAUGCAAGUCAAGGGGUUCAAAUCUUCGUGUUCACUUUAAGAACACCCGUGAAACUGCUCAAGCCAUCAAGGGCAUGCAUAUCCGAAAAGCCACUAAGUAUUUGAAAGACGUCACUUUAAAGAAGCAGUGUGUGCCAUUCCGGCGAUACAAUGGUGGAGUUGGUAGGUGUGCCCAGGCUAAACAGUGGGGCUGGACACAGGGUCGGUGGCCCAAAAAGAGUGCUGAAUUUCUGCUGCACAUGCUUAAAAAUGCAGAGAGUAAUGCUGAACUUAAGGGUUUAGAUGUGGAUUCUCUGGUCAUUGAACAUAUCCAGGUGAACAAAGCACCCAAGAUGCGCCGCCGUACUUACAGAGCUCAUGGUCGGAUUAACCCUUACAUGAGCUCUCCUUGCCACAUUGAGAUGAUCCUCACGGAAAAGGAACAGAUUGUUCCAAAACCAGAAGAGGAGGUUGCUCAGAAGAAAAAGAUAUCCCAGAAAAAGCUGAAGAAACAAAAACUUAUGGCACGGGAGUAAAUUCAGCAUGAAAAUAAAUGGAACUAAAAGGAC
Jaculus jaculus (lesser Egyptian jerboa) is the source of this 661-nucleotide messenger RNA. RefSeq names its product ribosomal protein L17 (gene Rpl17). Gene Ontology annotation, molecular function: structural constituent of ribosome. Gene Ontology annotation, biological process: cytoplasmic translation. The record is from RefSeq and is a predicted model, not a curated record. Lineage: Eukaryota; Metazoa; Chordata; Mammalia; Rodentia; Dipodidae. Gene Ontology annotation, cellular component: cytosolic large ribosomal subunit; ribosome. Bases 74 to 628 code for a protein of 184 amino acids. The transcript is spliced from 7 exons.